CAAGGAAGGCUGCUCCUCUUUGGAACUUGCCUUUGUUCUUCGGUAGUGAAAUCGCAUAGAAGCUCUUGGGCCCCACAACAUAUCCAAGUAUAAGUGAAGGCCUGACGCCUGGUUUGCAGUACUACAUUUGAAUGAUGGCCGAUUCCGCUACUCCAGCACAGGCAGACCAGCCCCACGUCGCACUCAUUACCGGCGCAGCUCAGGGCAUUGGACGCGCUAUUGCUCUGCGGCUCGCAGAGGACGGACUAGAUGUUGCCAUCGCAGACCUGAAAUCACAACGCACGACCCUCGACGGCGUCGCGGAUGAGAUAAGGGCGAAAGGGAGGCGAUGUCUUGUCUUGGAGUGUGAUAUAUCACAAGAGGAUGAGGUCCAGCGCAUGGUACAGGCUACGGAGCAAGAGUUCAAUAGUUUGGAUGUCAUGGUAGCGAAUGCUGGACGAAUCGUUGUGAAACCUUUGGUUGAUUCUACCCUCGUCGAUUUUGAUGAGAUAUUCAAUAUCAAUGUGCGCGGGACGUUCCUCUGCUUGCGUGCUGCAGCGCAAACUAUGAUCAAGCAGGGGCGUGGCGGGAGGAUCAUCAGCGCGUCGUCAGUAGCAGGGAAGAAAGGGAUGCCGUUCAACAGUAUUUACAGUGCGUCGAAAUCUGCCAUUCGAACAUUUACACAGGCGCUCGCGAGUGAACUGGGAUCACAUGGCAUCACCGUGAACGCCUACGCUCCUGGACCAGUUGAAACGCAUCUCCUGCGAAGCUCUUCCGAAGAAUUCGCAAGACAGGUAGGAUUUCCUGAUAGCAAGGCGUUCGUACAAAGUUAUGAAACGAGUGUGGCACUGCGGCGGAUUGGAACGCCGGAAGACAUUGCGAACGCGGUGUCGUUCCUCGCAAGCAAAGAUUCUGCCUAUAUCACUGGGCAGACUAUCACAGUUGACGGGGGAUCAUGGAUGGACUGAUCAUGUACUUUUGUGCUUGUGGCCUGCAAAAAACACAACUUGUUUGCAAACUACAUUCGAGUCCUUGUAGAGAAUAAACUUGUUUGUAUGACUAUAUCUUCACCCUUCUUACGCCCAUAU
Messenger RNA from Suillus plorans, 1067 nucleotides. RefSeq names its product NAD(P)-binding protein. The record is from RefSeq and is a predicted model, not a curated record. The transcript has 9 exons. Gene Ontology annotation, molecular function: oxidoreductase activity, acting on the CH-OH group of donors, NAD or NADP as acceptor. NCBI's taxonomy places the organism in Eukaryota, Fungi, Basidiomycota, Agaricomycetes, Boletales, Suillaceae. Bases 132 to 947 code for a protein of 271 amino acids.